UUUCCUCAUUUUAGCGCAGGUCGGAUCGUGUGUAUCAAAGCACGAAAAUUUCUCCGGUCUUUGGGAAGGUUCUAGGUUGGUUCAUUUGUUCCCAAUGCCAUCGCGGCCUGAUUGAUCAAUUGCUCGCGGAUAUUAUUCGUAUCACCACGGGAGGUUGUCCCUGGGUUUUUUUAUCCUUUUAUUCUACCCAAAUCCCUCACCGCCACCAUGCCUAAAUCCGUCAAUGUACGCGUUACCACCAUGGAUGCCGAGCUGGAGUUCGCCAUCCAGCAGAGCACCACGGGCAAACAAUUAUUCGAUCAGGUGGUGAAGACAAUUGGUCUGCGGGAGAUUUGGUUCUUUGGACUGCAGUAUGUGGAUCGUGAUGGAUUCUCGACAUGGCUCAAAUUGAAUAAGAAGGUGCUCAGUCAGGAUAUCAAAAAGGAGGUGCCGCUGCAGUUUAAAUUCCGUUCCAAAUUCUUCCCCGAAGACGUCAGUGAGGAGAUUAUACAGGAUAUUACUCUCAGAUUAUUUUAUCUGCAAGUGAAAAACGCCAUAUUAAAUGAUGAAAUUUACUGUCCGCCGGAGAGCUCCGUCCUGCUGGCCUCCUACGCCUGCCAAGCUAAAUAUGGCGAUCAUAAUAAGGACAUGCAUCCAGCCGGGUUUUUGUCAAACGAUCGCUUGUUGCCACAGCGUGUGAUGGAUCAGCACAAGAUGACCCGCGAAGCCUGGGAAGAGCGCAUUAUGAACUGGUGGACGGAGCACAAGGGCAUGAUGCGUGAGGAAGCCAUGAUGGAGUAUCUGAAGAUCGCCCAGGAUCUGGAGAUGUACGGCGUUAACUAUUUUGACAUUAAAAACAAGCGCGGCACCGAUCUGUGGCUGGGCGUGGACGCUCUCGGUUUGAACAUCUACGAGAAGGAGGACAAACUUACGCCGAAGAUUGGCUUCCCUUGGAGUGAGAUUCGUAAUAUUUCCUUCAACGAUAAGAAAUUUGUUAUCAAACCCAUUGACAAGAAGGCUCCGGACUUUGUCUUCUUUGCCUCGCGGCUACGAAUUAACAAGCGGAUUUUGGCGCUGUGCAUGGGCAACCACGAGCUGUACAUGCGACGCCGUAAACCCGACACCAUCGAGGUGCAGCAGAUGAAGGCGCAGGCGCGCGAGGAGAAGACAGCGCGCCAGCAAGAACGUGAGCGCCUGCAGCGAGAAGUGUUGGCCCGUGAACAUGCUGAACGGAAGACGCGCGACUAUGAAGACAGAAUUCGUUCUAUGCAAGACGAAAUUAAUGCACGCAACCGACAACUGGUGGAAGCCCAGGAGACCAUUCGCCGCCAAGAGGAUCAGCUGCGUGAGGUGCAGCUGGCCAAGAAGAAACUGGAAGACAUGGAGGAAGAGCGGACGCGCUUGCUGCGUGAACUGGAGCAUGCCAAGUCAUUAGAGUCGGACGAGCGGAGUCGAUUGGAGGACCAAAUCCGUGAAAAAGAGCGCGCCAUAAUGGAAAUCCAGCGUGAAGUGGAAGAAAAGGAAGAGGAAACUCGCCGUCUUCAGCGUGAAGUGGAGGAUGCGCGCCGGCGUGAAGAAGAGGCCGCUCUGGCUGCGCUGCAUGCUGCCACUCCUGCCCAUAUUCACGUUCCUGAACUGGAGCAGGAUGACAACACCGAGGACGGCAUGUCCAACGGUAACGGUGCAUCGGCCGAGUUUGCUGAAGUGGAAGGUUUGGAUCAGCGUGAAUUGGAAAGGACGCGGUUACAGGAUCGUAAUCAGCGUAUGAAGGAGCAGCUUGAAGCCUUGAAUCGUGAUUUGGAGAGUUCAAAAGUGGAUGAAUAUCAGACCCAAGAGGACCGUCUGCACCAGGCCAAUAUGCGCGAAGGCCGUGAUAAGUACAAGACACUCCGCGAUAUCCGCAAGGGCAACACUAAGCGUCGUGUGGAUCAAUUUGAGAAUUUGUAAAAAAAAUGCGGCGGCGAUAUUGUGGGACUGGCAGUUUGUUCAGCACUGAUUCUGUCAUAGCGGCGGCUUCCGUUCCGGCGUGAGCGGGACCAGUCCUGUUGGGUUGUCUGUUUUUACUGUUAUUCUAAUUAAUAAUAUAUUUUUAAUUAAUCUUUUUAUGUGUCUUAUUUGAGCGGUUGGAGCAGCGACGUAAAGGUUCUAUUUCGAGGCUUUUUUGUAUUGACUUGAUUUACUGAUAUGGCUUCUUUGGAGCUGUUUGUUAUUUUGUUUUUGACCACUUGGACUUCAUGUUAUUCCGGCUUUGUAAUCACACGCUUUCAUAUGUUGCCUUUUGCCUAAAGCAUGAAUAAAGAUUACUUUUAUAA
Paramacrobiotus metropolitanus is the source of this 2291-nucleotide messenger RNA. Its product is annotated as moesin/ezrin/radixin homolog 1-like. Lineage: Eukaryota; Metazoa; Tardigrada; Eutardigrada; Parachela; Macrobiotidae. Gene Ontology annotation, cellular component: filopodium; microvillus; cytoskeleton. The transcript has 8 exons. Gene Ontology annotation, biological process: positive regulation of protein localization to early endosome; regulation of cell shape; positive regulation of early endosome to late endosome transport. Bases 208 to 1926 code for a protein of 572 amino acids. The record is from RefSeq and is a predicted model, not a curated record. Gene Ontology annotation, molecular function: cell adhesion molecule binding; actin binding.